CACAUUUGGCUAAGCUUGGGUAAAGAGAUUGUUGGUGCUACCGCAUCUUUAAGCAGACUGAAUUAAACAGUGAGCAUCUUGACAAGUGAGCUAAUGCCAUCAGCAUAUAGUCUUCUUUCUGCCUACUUAUCUCUCAUCACAGAAAGUGGAAAUCUCCACUGGUGAGGAUGGGAAAGACCAUCUCCCUUUGACAUCCGGGUGAUGUGCCUCAUCUGUACUUGUUUCUUUCUCCCCCACCCGUCAGAUAGGGCAGAUGGUUUAUCCCGAGGUAGUUUUCUUCAUUGAGACUUUGUUAGCAUGUCAAGCUGUGCAAGGGCUGCCUUUGCGUCCAUCUCCUCCUCCUCUGUGUGUCUCUGUAGGGAGGAGGAGGCGGGGGUUUCCUCAGAAUAGCACAGCCCAGACAGAAGGUGGAAGGCAGAGGAUUGCUCCUCACCUGCUUGGCAGGCAAGGUUCACCAUUACCCGGAAGUUCUUCCUUGUGAGGAGGUGGGAGGAGGGGGUCUUUUCUCCCUUGAUGCAGUGAGCAUCCACCACCUCCUCCUUGCUGCUUCCAUGGGGUCUGUUUGAGAGGAGUCCACAGAGAUGGAGAGAUGCUUCCCUCCUGGCACUGACUCAGGCUCUGUAAUCCUGGGUUGCUAUGGGAAUCUUAUGAUAAUCUGAGAGGAAGUAAAUCCCCGGUAACAUUGCAGUUACUCAUGAUGUGCUUGAACUGAAGGGGAAGGGAAGAACUUAACAUAUCGAAGGGCCAAAGCUCUGCUGUGUCAUGGCUACAGAUUCUGGUGAAUCAGCUAGCACAGAGGAAUCGGAGAAACCUGAUGGGGUUUCUUUGGAAAGUAGGAGCCCCUCUGUUGAUGCUUCUAUGACCAUGGAGGCCAGGAUGAAAGAAGGCGUCAGCACACCGACUGCCUCUGGGGCAGCUACAGAGAGGAAAAGGUUCUUCCGAAAGAGUGUGGAGAUAAUGGAAGAUGAAAAAGUUCUGGAGCCCGCUCCCAGGGAUGAACAAGAACAAUUCAUGGUAGGUGAGCAGAAGAUUGACCAUCUCUCUGCCAGCAUCCUGGUGACUGGUCAGGAGGCCAGAAGUGAGCAGGGCUCAAAGGUCAAUUUGGAAGCCUUGAAGGAAAGGACCAAAAAAGAGAUAGAGGAGGAGGCAGAGAUGAAGGCUGUGGCUACGUCGCCGGGUGGAAGAUUUCUGAAAUUUGAUAUUGAGCUGGGAAGAGGAGCCUUCAAAACAGUUUUCAAGGGGCUGGACACAGAAACCUGGGUAGAAGUUGCUUGGUGUGAACUGCAGGACAGGAAGCUGACCAAAGCAGAACAGCAGAGGUUUAAAGAAGAAGCAGAGAUGCUCAAGGGACUGCAACAUCCUAAUAUUGUCCGAUUUUAUGAUUCCUGGGAAUCCACAGUCAAAGGAAAGAAGUGCAUUGUAUUGGUUACUGAACUGAUGACGUCUGGAACACUGAAGACGUACUUAAAGCGUUUCAAAGUCAUGAAGCCAAAGGUCUUAAGAAGCUGGUGCCGACAGAUCUUAAAAGGGCUGCAUUUUCUGCACACCAGGACCCCUCCUAUAAUCCACCGUGACUUGAAAUGUGACAAUAUCUUCAUCACAGGACCAACUGGUUCAGUGAAGAUUGGUGACCUGGGACUGGCCACUUUAAUGCGCACAUCGUUUGCUAAGAGUGUUAUUGGAACUCCUGAAUUCAUGGCUCCCGAAAUGUAUGAAGAACAUUACGAUGAGUCUGUGGAUGUCUAUGCAUUUGGAAUGUGCAUGCUGGAGAUGGCAACUUCUGAGUACCCUUAUUCUGAAUGCCAGAAUGCAGCUCAAAUAUACAGAAAAGUAACCAGUGGUAUUAAACCUGCCAGUUUUAACAAGGUGACUGAUCCAGAAGUGAAAGAGAUCAUUGAAGGAUGUAUUCGGCAAAAUAAGUUGGAAAGGCUGUCCAUCAAAGACCUCUUGAACCAUGCUUUCUUUGCUGAGGACACUGGACUCAGAGUGGAGCUCGCAGAAGAUGAUGAUGGACUGAAUUCUUCGCUAGCUUUGAGACUUUGGGUGGAAGAUCCCAAGAAGCUGAAAGGCAAACACAAAGACAAUGAAGCUAUUGAGUUCAGUUUUAAUCUGGAAACAGAUGUCCCAGAGGAAGUAGCUUGUGAAAUGGUAAAGUCAGGAUUCUUCCAUGAAAGUGACUCCAAAGCUGUGGCUAAAUCCAUUCGGGAUCGUGUUGCCCUGAUUAAGAAAACCCGAGAAAGAAGGCAGGUGGACUACUUGGAGGAGAGGAGGGACUCUCAAAGCAAGUUGCCAAGUGGUUUGCCUCUGCUCCAGCCACAAGGUUCAUCAUUCACUGCUGCUUCCCAGCAGAAUAAGACAGAGUGUGAAGAAACAGAGGUUGAUCAACAUGUCCGGCAGCAUAUCCUUCAACAAAUGCCGCACAGUUCCUCCAUCACUGCUGACAGCUUAUCUGACCGAGGAACAGGAUCAGUGAUAUUGUCAGAUGCCUCCAGCCAACAUAGCCUUCCCUUCUCUUCAGAGCAGAUGAUGGGCACCCAGCAAGCUCCUAGCCUCUCUCAAGCUGAAAACAGUGUUCAAGGGCCCAUCUAUACUUCUCAGCAGCUGAUGGGACAUUUCCAGCCUAUAGCAGGGCCUUCAGAUUCCCAGGUAUCGUACAGUGGAGAAGGACAGACCUUGGAUGGAUCCAUGAUGGGAGUCCCUCAGCAGAUCUUGACAGUAACUUCCCCUCAGAGUAUACCUGCUCCACAGAUAACAAACCAGCAACUGUCAGCCAGCAUACAACUGGCAUCUCCUGCUAGAAUCAGUAGUCAGUCUUCAGUUGCUGCAGGAUCAGUGGAACUGGAACAUGCUCCUGCCAGUUCCAUGCCUGGCAGUCAUUCAUCUGUUCAACAGGGGCAGCCCCCCAGUUCAGUACCACCCAUGCAAGUUACCCAGCAGAUGGCAUCCAUGCAACAAACCCAGCAAAUGGGCCAGCAUGUAGCAUCUAUACAGCAGGUUCCCCAACAGUUGGUGGCUACACAGCAGACCCAGCAAGUUCCCCAGCAGAUGACAGCCAUGCAGCAAGUUCAGCAGAUGGCAUCCAUACAGCAGACCCAGCAAGUUCCCCAACAAAUGGCAGCCAUGCAACACUCCCAGCAAAUGCCACAGCAAGUGGCAGCCAUGCAGCAGCCACAGCAGGUUUCCCAACAGAUGACAUCCAUGCAGCAGCCUCAGCAAGUCCCCCAACAGGUGGCAACCAUACAACACCCCCAGCAAAUGCCACAGCAAAUGGCAUCCAUGCAGCAGCCGCAGCAAGUUCCCCAACAGAUGACAUCCAUGCAGCAGCCCCAGCAAGUCCCCCAGCAGGUGGCAGCCACGCAACAGUCCCAACAAAUGCCACAGCAUGUGGUGUCCAUGCAGCAGCCCCAGCAAGUCUCCCAGCAAGUGGCAGCCAUGCAACAGCCUCAGCAAAUGCCACAGCAAGUAGCAUCCAUGCAGCAGCCACAGCAUGUUCCCCAACAGAUGACAUCCAUUCAGCAGCCCCAGCAAGUCCCCCAGCAAGUGGCAGCUAUACAACACCCCCAGCAAAUGCCACAGCAAGUAGCAUCCAUGCAGCAGCCACAGCAAGUUCCCCAACAGAUGACAUCCAUGCAGCAGCCACAGCAAGUCCCCCAGCAGGUGGCAGCCAUGCAACAGCCCCAGCAAAUACCACAACAUGUGAUGUCCAUGCAGCAGUCCCAGCAAGUCCCCCAGCAAGUGGCAGCCAUGCAACAGACUCAGCAAAUGCCACAGCAAGUGGCGUCCAUGCAGCAGCCCCAGCAAGUCCCCCAGCAUGUUGCAGCCAUGCAACAGUCCCAGCAAAUGCCACAGGCGUCCAUGCAGCAACCACAACAAGUUUUCCAGCAAGUGGCAGCCAUCCAGCAGCCCCAGCAGGUUCCUCAGCAAGUGGCAACCAUGCAGCAGCCCCAGCAAGUUCCCCAGCAGUUGCAGCAAGUGGUGUCCAUGCAGCAACCCCUGCAAGUUCCCCAGCAAAUGGUAUCCAUGCAGCAGCCCCAGCAAAUGACCCAGCAAAUGGUGUCCAUGCAACAGCCCCAGCCAGUUCCCCAGCAAAUGGCGUCCAUGCAACAAUCCCAAAUGGUUCCCCAGUCGCUGACUUCAGUGCAGCAACCCCAGCAAAUACCCCAACAAGUGGUUUCCAUGCAGCAGGCCCAGCAGGUUCCUCCACAAGUGGUAUCCACACAACAUCUCCAGACAACAUCAGUCAUGCAACAGUCUCAGCAAGCUCCCCAGCAAAUGGGCUCCAUUCAACACUCUCCACAAGUUCCCCAGCAAGUUAGCUCCUUCCAACAGCCUCAGCAGGUUGCAUCUAUACAUCAGGUCUCUAACAUACUGCAGCCAGCAGCACCAACACAACAGUGCUCACAGUAUCCAAGAAUGCCUGUAAGUAUUCCUGGGCAGUCAUCCCUAUCUCAGCAAGAACAGCAAGUUAUUCAGAUUCACCAGUCCACAGACCAGCACCCUGGUGUAAUGCAACAGAUGUUAUUCCACUUGCCUGUUCAGCAGUCACAACAGGAGCAGCUUGUUCUCCCUUCUAGUUCUACAGAGCAGUUGCCAGUUGCACCUCAGAGAGAUGUAGAAAAGCAGCAGCAGGCCUCUGAGCUUUCUGGUUCAACUCCAGAACAGGUUGCUUAUUCCAUGCAGAAUCAAUACCAUCUCCAAGCCCAAGAGCAACUAAGCUAUCAAGUUCAGCCCUCACACCAGCUACCAGUUUCAGAGCAACUGGCAUAUCAAAUACAGCCAACAAACCAACAGCAGGCCCCAGAGCAAGCUGCAUGCCAGGUGCAUGUCACAUACCAAAUGCAGGGCCCAGAUCAACCUCACUGCCCAGAGCAACUGGGUUAUCCAGCAUCUGGGGCUUAUUCAGGACAGGCCUUGGAACCAGCAACAUACCCAGUGCAGCCUUUCCCCCAAGGGCAACAGGCCACAUUCAGAACCCAGCCACCACCAUAUCUUACUCAAGUUCCUGAAAUGCAGCAUUCUCACCUAACUGUACAGGCCACAGAUCAGCCAAAUUUUGCUGUACACUCUCCUGAGCAAUCACUAUAUAUGAUGAAGGAUGGCGGCACUGACUGCUUGGAACAGCAGACCUGCUUGGCGCAACCAGGGGAGGUCCUUUCCUAUCCUUCAGAGCUACACCAGUCUGAGCCACCAACAUAUCUGAUCCAGCAAGAUAGCAGCCUAGGGCACCAGCAAUCGCCUCAUGUGAUGCACAGGACUGCAGAAAAACAACAGCCAGAAUUGCAAACCCCUUUUGUCCCAUCUCAACCAUCUUUUGUACCACAAAUGCAGCCACAAUCUCCAUAUCAGGAAUUCAACCAGCAUUCUGUUCCUCAGCCGCAACAAGUCUCCAUCCCUCAGUCAGUUCCAAGCAUGUUACAGAUGGCAUCUUCUGUACCAGAACAGUCAGAACCAGCCUACGGAGUCCAGCAACCACCAGAAGUGUCAGAGCUCCUGCCCAACACAAGUCUCAUCCAACCAUCCCAAGCAUUUCAGCCAGCUGAGAAUAACCAGUCAUUUACUGCAGUGCAGCCAGCAUAUGUUCAACAGCAGCCAAUGUGUCAAACAUCAGUAUUCACAGGAGAGUUGGGCCUUCAGAACCAGGUGCCUCCUCUGGUGGCAUCCCUGAAUCAGCAAACUUCACUUAAUUCAUUGAUACAACCAAAACAAGAACAUGUACAAGGACAAGAUAUCCCACAGGUUUCUAUCUUAGCAUCAGAGGAGCAACACACAGUUCAAAAACAAGAUUCUGUUCAAGGACUAAUCCCUGAACCAGCCAUUGUGAAAGAAGCUGCCAAUGGCUGUGACCUUCCAAGUGGAAAUGGCAAACAAGACAAAAGCAAACAAAGGAGGACCUCCUGUGCCCGACCAGAGAAGGGAACCAAGUUUCAGCUCACUGUGUUGCAGGUGUCAACAUCAGGCGACAACACUGUGGAAUGCCAGCUCGAGACUCACAACAACAAGAUGGUCACAUUUAAAUUUGAUGUUGAUGGAGAUGCUCCAGAAGAUAUUGCUGACUACAUGGUUGAAGACGACUUUGUGUUGGAAACUGAAAAAGAGAAAUUUGUUGAUGAAUUGAGGGCUAUUGUUUCCCAGGCCCAGGAUAUCAUCCGUAGUAUUCCUAUUGAAGAUAGAUCCUCUGGCUUAGAAUCGGUUCCUUCAGAUCCAGCCAAUACCCAAACAGGAUCUUCUGAACAAGUUCAGAUAAACCCAGCAUCUACUCAAACUGGCAGUGACUCUGCUCCCCAGUCAUCCCCUGUUGGCCGCUGGAGAUUUUGCAUCAAUCAGACAAUAAGGAACAGAGACUCCCAGCCACCUUAUACUCUUUUACAGUCAACAACAGCUGUCCCAGGAUGCCAGAUGACAGAUCAUUUAAAGGAAAACACCAAAGAAGAGAGCCCUCAAGAUUAUUCACAGACUGUGGAAAAUCUUAGCAACCAGCAAAGGCCUACUCCUUCUUUGAGCUCAAAUGAUCUUAGAAGUGACAGCAUGAUAUCUGAGCCCCAAAUCUUGGAAACUGAGGGAUCAGCUUGUCCUCACCAAGUGGAAGUCAGCCUGGAUACCCUGCUACCUGCCACUGCUGGUGACAACAGCGAUGUCCUUACUCACAAUUCUUCUUCCUGGGUUGAGUCUUCAACGUCAGAGACUCAAGGUGAUGAAACCUGCUUGCCCUCCCACCCACCCUGUCCAACAGCAGGCAGUGCUGAACUGAAUUUGUCUAUUGAGACCUUCCUGUCCAGACCAGUAGGGUGUCACAUGCUGGCCACUGAGGACAUGGAUAAUUCAAUGAAUCCUGAACCGGCUGGUGCUGUGGCUCAGACUCCAGUCCAAGAAGGUGCUCUCUUCACAUCUGCUCUGGAGUCAGACAGUGAGGGUCCCCCUAAGAUGGAUUUUGUUGACAACAACAUCAAGACUCUGGAUGAGAAACUAAGGACGCUUUUGUAUCAGGAACACAGUUUUUCGGGCACUUCCCCUGAGAGCCAGAAAGACACACAAAGUGCUGUGGAGUCUCCAUUUUCCUCAUCUGCUGAAGAUUCUCUCCCCUGCCCAGUAUCAGAAGUGCCCGAUACUAAUUCCCCCAAAGAGACCGAGCAAAGUCCCACUGAGCUUUCAGAUCCCCAAACUAUGCUCAUCCCAUCUGCAAGUCAUCCUGACAGUCUGCCGGUGCUCAGGCGAGAGCCCAGUGCUAUCACAUCUGCUCCUAGUGAUCUCUGCAAACACGAGAUGUCCCCGGAGGCUUCAUUUCCUGAGAACCCUGUGGCCUGUCCUGCUUCAGCAUCAAGUGGUGGAGCUGUGCACCUGCAUGCAGGAGAGGAGAUGGCUGGGGAUGUUGCUCCUGACUGGAUUUCUCUCUCUGAACAAGCAGCAGCAGAGGAUAAAGGAACUGGUCAAUCUGUGGCUGGAUCAUUCCAACGAGGUCGAUUUCAGGUAAUCACAGUGCCACAGCAGUUGGUCUCAGAUGGUGUGGAAAGUGAACACUGUGAGGUCCCUCCUUCCUCGGAGCCUAUGAGAGAAGGAGAAAUUGCUAUAUUGGCCAGUGUUGUAGGUGAAACAGACGCAUCAUCCACCACUCCUGAGCAGCGGGAACUAGAGGAGACCUCAGCUACUGCAAGCAGCAUACAGUCUAGCUCAGAGCCCUGGUCCAAAGGUGGCUUUGUGCGGAAGCAACCGAGCUCUGAUAGUGAACUUUCUGCCCCCAUGGGUUGUAACCUAGAAGGCUGGGAACGAAGCCGGCAGACACAUGAAGGCAGGAGUAGCACCCACACAAAGAGGCGCAGUUCCUUAUUUUACUCUCCAUCAUCUCCAAUGAGCAGUGAUGAUGAAUCUGAGAUUGAAGACGAGGACCUGAAGGUGGAGCUGCAACGUUUGCGGGAGAAACACAUACAGGAAGUAGUGAAUCUUCAGGCUCAGCAGAACAGAGAGUUGCAGGAAUUAUAUGAGCGCCUUCGUGCCAUCAAAGAUAGCAGAUCAGAAUCAUCCGAGGUCUCCCUGCCACUGUCGUCUCCACGCCGGCCGAAAUCUUUCAAAAGCAAGCUGCGCAGCAGGCCCCAGUCUCUCUCCCAUGUCGACAAUGGCCUUGUGGCUGCUGAAUGCUGUUGUGCUACUACUGCAGCCUCUGUGAUAGACUAUCAAUUGAGCAUUCAAGCCCAUUUGCUGCACCAGAGCUGUUCGCAAGCAGAGACAAGCCAAGACCAGCUCUGCAUCGUUAGCAGCACUGCUUCAUGUCAACAGACUACAGCCAGCAAGAAAGGGAUGUUUACAGAUGACUUACAUAAACUAGUGGAUGAUUGGGCAAAAGAAAAGGUGGGAAACUCUCUUAUCAAGCCAAGUCUUAACCAGAUCAAGCAGAACAAGCACCGGCUGGACACCGAUAGUUGGAGCAAAGUAUAUGAGACAACAACAUCUACAGUGGGCUACACAUCCACAUGGAUUUCCUCCCUUUCCCAAAUCCGUGGGACUAUACCAGCUGCUUUGCCCCAAGGACUUCCCCUGUCGCCCUUUUCUGGAACACUAUCGCCGUACGGAGUGCCGCAUGUUUGCCAGUACAACACCAUGACAGGGACAGCUUACCCUGUACAAUGGAUGGGCAUUUCAGGGACGACCCCACAGCCUGUCGUCGUCCCUGCUCAGCCUGUGGGACCCUUCCAGCCAGGGAUAAGCAUGCCAGCCUUCCCAGCCUCACCUGUGCAGAAUCCUGCUCCCAUCCCUCCAGGUCCCAAAUGAAUGGCUGAUGGCUCAAGGAGGAUAGAUAUGGGGACUGUGCCUAUAACUCAUGAUUCCAUUCCUCUGCCUUGCAUUCUGCAGCCUGGAUUGUUGGGGACAGGGUGAAUUCCCCAAUGCAGCAAAGUGUGAUGGGAGUGGUAGGAGACUGCCUUUGCAUUCUCCUCUUUGAAUACUUGAUUUAAUUUUCUUUUUGGGGGCGGGGAUUGAGUAUUUUUCUUUUUUUAAAAAAAAGUACUUGAGAGAGAUUUGGCCUGUGCAUCUCAUUGUUUGGAGAUGGACAGCAUGCCCAUGUGCUGCUUAUUAUUAAUGAGCCUUCCUUGCCAUUCUUGCCCCAGUGCCCCUUGUUUGCUUCUGUUACUAUUGGGUUUGGUUUUCUUUUUGGGGGUGAUAGUAACUCUUCUUAAACUGUACACCUUUUCGCAUUUGAGUUAAUGUACUGAAGGGGAGGACACAGCUCCCCUUAGUUUUCUGUUUGUCUGGUUUCAUUGUCAGCUCAGAUUGCAGGCUAGCAUGGGAAAAUGAAAAAGAAAGAAAAAACAUUGUUAGCCUGACUAGCUGCUGCUGAUUCCUGUGGUAAACCUGUGGAUCCUCAGAAGAAGACACACAAAACAGUUGUCAUAAAUUAGUUAAUUUUGCAAGGUUUGUAGUUGUUCCUGGGCAAUUAAUGGCAGCUAGAUUCCUCGUACGCACACUGCAUUCAAUAGAUGUAUAUGGGUUAUUGGCCAGAUUUUUGUACUUGAGUUUUGGGGUUGUGGUUGUUUGUUUUUUUAAAGCUUAUUUUGCAGCUGACACAAAUCUUCUAUUAAGGAGAGGUGGGGGCAGUAGCAGAGGGAAUGGGAACAGAAGGGGGAAUUGCCUAGGGUGCUUUUUAAAAAAACAAUUGUCCCAUCUCACCCAUUUGCACCUCAUUUGUGAUCCAUACUUAACACAGUUUUUAUCGACUGAAAAAUUAUGCAUGGAAACAGGGUCAUGGGUACCAAUUGGACUGCUUAACAGUGGAUUAAAUACAUGGAGGCUCAAUAGUUUAGAUGAGCCAAUGUUGUCUCUUGCAGCUUAAGAUGCUUAUGUGGUUGCUGUGCGUGUUUGGCUACUGCCAAGAGAAAGCAUUCCAUCUUUGCAGAGAACGUCUGAAAGAUAAUCAAGCUUUACAAACAUGUGCAGCAAUAAUAAAAAAAAGAUAUCCUAACAUUUUAGCUACAUCCAGCCUAAACAAGAAAAAAAACUACCAGUUCAAAACGGUUUGGGAAUCUGGAAAUUAGCUGAAAAAAAUUGACUGAAAGACCACCACUUAGAGUUUUAUAUUUCCACAGCCUCCCAAUUUUACAAACUGUAUUUCAACUCCCCCAUGCCUAUGCUUGGCAAGAUCUUCUUGCCAAAGAAAUCGCUCAGUUUGAUGGUUGCCUUAAUUGGGUCGUAGAUUUAAUUUACUGGGACUAAUGUUGUAGUCUUUGUUGCUUUAUUUAUAUGGAUUCUUAAUGGGGGUUUCCCCCCUGUUUCAGUUAUUUUAGACUAGUGGGUUGCUUCAUUUAGGAACCCAAAAGCUUUGAAAUAUUUGCUGUUGCAUCCAUAUGUUGAGUUCCUUUUCCCCUUCAGGCAUUUGGAUUAAGAAUUGCAAAGCUCUGCUUUUAUUUUGAAUCCACAAAGUUAAAUGAUUGUCUUUGGGGUGUUGCAAGAGAUUUUCAAUGAUGUUGAACAUUGAAAUGGGCUUGCUUUGCUGAAGAAAAGUAAAAGGUAUGUAGAGGUGGUUAUAACUCAUGACAAUGUAAGAAAGCAGAUCAGUGGAUCAUGUAGCUUUUUAGAUGUCUUUGGAGUGCAGCUCUCAGCGUUCCUUACCACUGGCUGUGCUUGCUAGGGCUUAUAGGAGUUGCAGUUUAGUAAAAUCUAGAGAGCCACAUGAUUCCCAUUCUUAAAUUAAAACGAAGUAUCUGAGGUUCAGCCAGUUGCGCCCAGUUUAAAACAAUGGAAUGAAAUCAAAACAUUUUGGCUUAAUAGUGUUCUAAUUGGAGUGUCAGGCCCACCUAGAAUACUUUUAGCUGCAGAGAUGAACUGUUUGUUUGAACUUAGCCUCUUAAAAUGGUAUUGGAAGAAUAAGUGAAUCCCGGAACAACUGGGUGUUUUGCAUCUUCCUUCCCUCCCUUUUCAUCAGGAGAAAAGACCCUGUUUCCCAUGUAUAAUGCAGCCUCCUUGUUCUGCCUGCAAAGAAUUGCAGUGCCUUGUGAUAGAUAAUCUUUAGCAUCUUUUCAGAUUUUUACUGGAAAGGUAAAAAAGUAGUUGUAGUCUUUUGAAGUUUGAUGUUUGAACAGUGCAUUGCUGUACAUCUCAUAAUGAUCUGCAGCAGUGGAAUUAUAUGUACUUGAUGGGGAGAAGUUUCAGUUUGAAGAAAUGAGAACAGUGUUACAUCUUUCUUUAAAAAAAACCUCAUAAAACACAUCCUUUAUUUUUUUAAAGUUGGUUCUUUUUUCUUGUUGGCUUUUCUAAAAUAGACUUUGACUGCAAAGUUAGGGAGGGGCAGACAGAAAAGAAUGGAAUUUUUUGCUGUACUUGAAACGUACUUCCAAGAUAACUGGAUGGAUCCCAAAAUACAAACUAUUGGAAAAUUAUACCUGGAGGCCACUUCAUGUUUUCUGCAACAACUGUGUGUGUGCAUUGAGUAUAUCAUUGGUACCUCAGGGUUUUUGCAGCAAACAUGUUCAGUGUGAAUGACUUUAGGGUUCAUGGUCCAAUGAUAGGUCUCAGGUACAUGGAAAGAGAUCUGUAAGGAUGUGCACCUGUCAUUCACAAGUUAUGUGUUUUAUGGGGCAAGGUGGGAAACAUCAUGAAAGAGCAGUAUAAUUAACACAAUUGGGCCCAAACAGACAGGCCAAAAUAAAGCUGCUUCACUUCACUUUGGAGGUAUGCUGUUUAAAUG
Molecule: messenger RNA, 11668 nt
Organism: Sceloporus undulatus (fence lizard)
Lineage: Eukaryota; Metazoa; Chordata; Lepidosauria; Squamata; Phrynosomatidae
Gene: WNK3
Product: WNK lysine deficient protein kinase 3
Exons: 26
Coding region: 763-8760 (2665 amino acids)
Biological process (GO): negative regulation of sodium ion transport; positive regulation of sodium ion transmembrane transporter activity; monoatomic ion homeostasis
Cellular component (GO): cytoplasm; cytosol
Molecular function (GO): potassium channel inhibitor activity; ATP binding; protein serine/threonine kinase activity
Source: RefSeq, a predicted model, not a curated record